This is a messenger RNA of Lycium barbarum (goji berry), 1958 nucleotides long. RefSeq names its product receptor-like protein kinase 7. The record is from RefSeq and is a predicted model, not a curated record. The transcript has 4 exons. The coding region runs from base 1 to 1785 and encodes 594 amino acids. Lineage: Eukaryota; Viridiplantae; Streptophyta; Magnoliopsida; Solanales; Solanaceae. Gene Ontology annotation, molecular function: protein kinase activity; ATP binding; protein binding. Gene Ontology annotation, biological process: protein phosphorylation.
AUGAACAAAUACCAUGACCUCAUGAUCAUUUUCUUGGUUACUUUCCCACUUCUUCAUGCUAAUGCACAAACCACGUUUGUAAAAGAUGAUGAGAAGACUAUAUUAUUGAAGCUCAAGAGCUAUUUGAGAAAUUCAUCUGAUAUCCAGCAGCGAUGGAAUCUCAGUUCAUCUCCUUGCAGUUGGCCAGAGAUUUCCUGUUCUCAUGGUUCUGUCACAGGCAUAAAUCUUAAAGACAAGAACCUUAAUUCAACCCCACCAAUCAUUUGUAAACUCAAGAAUCUCACACGUAUUUCACUUGCAUCAAAUAUUUUUUCGGGAUUAUUUCCAACAGCUCUUUACAACUGCUCGAAACUGAGAGUUCUUGAUAUUUCUUUUAACCAAUUCCAUGGACCAUUGCCUACGGACAUUUAUCGAAUGUCUAGACUAACCAGUUUAGAUCUCACUGGAAAUAAUUUCAAUGGCACCAUUCCAGGAGCUGUUGGUCAGCUUUCAGAGUUGAAACAUCUGCAUCUUAGGAACAACAAAUUUGAAGGUUCAAUACCCCGGGAAAUCGGAAAUCUCUCAAACCUUGAGAGCUUAGAUAUGUCGUACAUGGAGAAAUUUGAGCUUGCUACCAUUCCAGAGGAGCUAGGUAAGUUGAAGAAUUUGAAACAACUUCGGAUUAUUCAGUCAAAUUUGAUUGGAAACAUCCCAGAAACUUUUUCAAGUCUAUCCAGUCUCCGAUACAUGGAUUUAUCAGUAAAUUCCCUGACUGGAUCACUUCCAGUUUGGAUUUUUGGUUUAGAACAACUGAGAUACUUAUAUCUUCAAAGCAAUGGAUUUUAUGGCAGUUUACCAACCUCAAUUGGAGAGUUAAAGAUUUUCCGUCUAGAUCUUUCUUCGAAUAGAUUAUCUGGAAAGAUCCCAUUUAAAUAUGAUAAAGAAUCAGAAAUUCUGCUGAAUCUAACUGAAGAGAACUUGAUUGGGAGGGGAGGAUCUGGAAACGUCUACCAAAUUUCUGUCAAUGAAGAUAGAAGUCAUGUUGCUGUUAAAAGAAUAUGCAAUGACAGAAAAUUGGACAACAAUCUGGAGAAACAGUUUUUUGCAGAACUUCAAACAUUAAGUGGAAUUCGACAUGUCAACAUUGUUACACUAAUUUGCUGCAUUUCAAAUGAGAAGUCAAAAAUUCUAGUGUAUGAGUACAUGCAAAGAUGUGAAUCAUUGAUCAGUCCAGCAAAAUAUGUUGCCUUGACAUGGGAUGCCAGGCUGCGUAUUGCUAUUGGAGCUGCCUGUGGUCUUUGCUAUAUGCACCAUGAUUGUUCUCCGCCCAUUGUCCAUCGAGACAUCAAAUCAAGUAACAUCCUUCUGGACAAUGAAUUGAAUGCAAAAGUUGCAGAUUUUGGACUAGCAAAAGUCCUGGCCAAACAUGGACAUACUGAGACAGCUUCUGCUGUUGCUGGGACUUUUGGUUACAUUGCUCCAGAGUAUGCUUAUGCAGCAAAAGUAAGUAUGAAGAGCGACGUCUAUAGCUUUGGUGUUGUGUUGUUGGAGCUAGUUACUGGAGAGGAACCUGUUCAUAGAGAUGAAGACAUGAACCUUGCACAGUGGGCAUGGAAACACAUUGAAGAAGACAAACUUUUUGAAGAUGCUUUGGAUGAAGAAAUCAAGGAAUCAGCAAACUUGAAAGCAAUGAACGACGUGUUUAAAUUAGGGCUGAUGUGUACUAACAAGGUAGCUUCCGUCAGACCUUCCAUGAAGGAGGUAGUGCAAGUUCUUCUACUAUUAGCUACUAAUCAUCAUUCAUAGGAAGGGAUAGAUCAUAGAAGGUUAACCUUUACUUUGGCUACUAGUAGUUGCUCAUAGUUAGUAUCAAAAUAUGAAAAAUUAGUUGGAUCUCAUAUGGUUAGAUUAUUUGCUAUUCAUUUAUCCAUUCAUUGAUUUGUAGAUAUAUCAUCAUGUUGGAUGCUUGUCCAAAUAAA